AUGGCCCAGCGCGCCCUCCCCAACCCCUUCGCCGACCACGACAAGUCCCUGGCCGCCGCCUACUUCGACGCCGCCGGCAGGCUGACUCCGGAGUUCACGCAACACCUGAACAAUAAGAUCAGGGAGCUUCUGCAGCAGAUGGAAAGGGGCCUGAAGUCCGCCGACCCCCGGGACUGCACGAGCUACACCGGAUGGGCAGGUAUCGCUCUGCUCUACUUGCAUCUGUUCGACGUGUACGAGGACCCUUCCUAUCUUCAGAUGGCCGAGGAGUACGUGAAGAAGAGUCUGGGCUGCCUGACAAAGCGGUCCAUCACUUUCUUGUGCGGAGAUGCCGGGCCCUUGGCGGUGGCCGCUGUUGUGUACCACAAGCUACGCAAUGACAAACAAGCCGAAGAUUGUAUCGCUCGAUUGCUUCAUCUGCCCAAACUUGACUCCCGGGUCCCUGAUGAGUUGCUGUACGGCCGCAUGGGGUAUCUGUACGCUUUGCUCUUUGUGAACAAGAGGUUUGGAGAGGAAAAGAUCCCGCAGAGUCACAUCCAGCAGGUCUGUGAGGCGGUCCUGGCCUCCGGCGAGAACCUGGCCAGAAAGCGGAACUUCACGGCAAAGAGCCCCCUGAUGUAUGAAUGGUACCAGGAAUACUAUGUGGGAGCGGCCCAUGGCCUAGCAGGGAUUUAUUACUAUCUCAUGCAGCCAGGGCUCGGUGUGGGCCAGACCAAGCUGCACAACGUGGUCAAGCCCAGCGUGGACUACGUCUGCCAGCUGAAGUUCCCCUCUGGCAAUUUCCCUCCAUGCAUCGAGGACUCCAGAGACCUGCUGGUGCAUUGGUGCCACGGGGCGCCGGGCGUCAUCUACAUGCUGCUUCAAGCUUAUAAGGUGUUUGGGGAGCAGAAGUACCUCAGCGAUGCCUUGCAGUGCGCCGAGGUGAUUUGGCAGUGGGGGUUGCUGAAGAAAGGUUACGGGCUGUGUCACGGGACAGCUGGCAACGCGUAUGCCUUCCUGACCCUCUACAACCUCACUCAAGACGUGAAAUAUCUCUACAGAGCUUGCAAGUUCGCAGAAUGGUGUUUGAGUUAUGGUCAGCAUGGGUGUCGGACACCAGAUACUCCCUUUUCUCUCUUCGAAGGAAUGGCUGGCACAAUCUAUUUCCUGGCUGACCUCUUGAUACCAACCAAGGCCAAGUUCCCAGCUUUCGAGCUGUAAAGCCUCCGCCUGCCGUGACCAGCAUGCGGCUUGUUGCACUUCACUUCGCUUCACUGGAAGAGGCAGAUGAAACGGGCUGUUGUCUCAUUUCUUAGCUAACAGAGCAAUAUCUUUAGGGUCACGCUUCUUUUAAAUUCUUUUCAGCGCCUGAUCCGCUUAAAGUU
This is a messenger RNA of Euleptes europaea (tarantolino), 1364 nucleotides long. It is a transcript of the gene LANCL1, whose product is annotated as LanC like glutathione S-transferase 1. NCBI's taxonomy places the organism in Eukaryota, Metazoa, Chordata, Lepidosauria, Squamata, Sphaerodactylidae. Bases 1 to 1200 code for a protein of 399 amino acids. Gene Ontology annotation, biological process: peptide modification; carbohydrate metabolic process. Gene Ontology annotation, cellular component: plasma membrane. The transcript is spliced from 9 exons. The record is from RefSeq and is a predicted model, not a curated record.